Molecule: messenger RNA, 1896 nt
Organism: Phycomyces blakesleeanus NRRL 1555(-)
Lineage: Eukaryota; Fungi; Mucoromycota; Mucoromycetes; Mucorales; Phycomycetaceae
Exons: 1
Coding region: 1-1896 (631 amino acids)
Molecular function (GO): protein binding
Source: RefSeq, a predicted model, not a curated record
AUGGGUUUCUCCGAACUCCCAACUGAAAUUCUUAUUGCAAUAGCGAACAAGUUAACACCCAAAGAAUGGCGUUUGAGUGGAACUAUUUUCCGAAAAUGGAAUGAAUUGAUGCGAGAGACACAGUGGAAGCGAAUCCAAAUAACUCCUUUAAAUAAGCACAAAUUUUUUAGUCCAGUCGGCGGACAAGAUGACAUAUACAAAACCUGUGGGGACUAUGUACUCGAUCUGACACUCUCUUCCUCACUCUCAAUUGAUGAUAAGAGCCUGCGAUUACUUCAGAGACAUUUCCAAGGUCUCGAUUUCCUCAAGAUAUUUGAUGCCAGUCUGACCGGAUCUCUCGUCAAUUCAACAACAGACUGGAGUUGCUGGUCAUCCUUGACACGACUCAAGGUAUUCACAAAAGGUGAAGACUCAAUUGACAUCCCAGAGAUUUUUAUCAAAGUCCUAUCGAAACUACCGAACCUUCAACACCUGGACUAUACCAAGGAUUACACAAGUGAAAGACCACUAUACACACUUAGAGAUCUAGAAGAACUUCACAGUUGCCUCCCUCAGCUUCAGGAGUUAUUUCUUACCGUUGAUCUCGACAUCCUUAAUCAGCGCGACUUGGAAUACAUGCUCAAAGCAGCCCCAAUGGACCAUCUUACAGUAGUCAAGUUUCGUAUAAAUACCACAGACCUCAGAUGGCUGUAUUAUUUCGCUCGAAAGUAUCCAAAAGUCUAUCUGAUGGAGUGGAGAAACACUUCAAUUGCUGAAACAUCUAACGACAUCCAAGAUCAAACACUUUCAAUGCUCAAGGCUUUACCUCACGCCUUUUCAAAUCUCAAUACAAUUGUGACAUCCAGUACAACAAAGUCAGAAUGGACAAGCUUUCUUUUUAAAAACUGUCUUGACCAGUUUUACGUUCCCUUGCAGAAUAUCCGUUACUUUAUGUUUGACGACAAUCUUGAUCCCACGCAGUCUGAAAAAUCUUUUGAUGAUUGUCUCAGAUAUUUUCCAAAAUCGCUGGAAAGACUGUCGAUUUCUAGCAACGACUCCAUCACCCGUCAGUGUAUGAUUCCUAACAUUCUCGGAAAUAUUCCUAACCUAGUGGUUCUGGCAAUCGACAUGACAAAUUCGUCUAUUGAACUAGAUAUCUUAUUAAAUCACUGCAGAUUUCUCAGGGUACUACGACUAAAAGUGCAUGGUAUUUACUUGAGUAAUGAUGCAUUUGAAAGUAUGGGCCGACAUGACUUGGCUUUAGUAGAAGUAGGUGAUGCAUUCAUAGAAAAAGACCUAUUUCUCUAUAUUUCGCAACGCUGCAAAAGGCUCAAGUACAUGCGCCUGGUCGAGACAAAGGUGUAUGGUCCUAUUUCAAGCAGAAGAGAAGCAUUCUGUCUAGACAUGAGCCACACCGAAUUCAGCCACCUGCAGUUCAAUGGUGUUUCAUUUUACGAAUCAAAGAACGAUGUAGUUUUGACCCAAAUACCUCUUCGAAUGGUGACUCUUGUUCAGACAAAAGAGUUUCUGCAAGCCAAGGGUACUAAAGGUCCAGGUGUUUCUAUGGUGGUUGGAAACACCGGUCGGUCUAUAUCAUCAAUCUCCCCGUGGUUUCUUACAUACUCUAAUCGGAUAAAUGGAGGAGAAGGGAAACAGGGACCUAUUUCACAGGUGUCUAUGGAAUACAUUUUUGAAUACUACAGGUGUCUUCCGACCCGAGAUGUAGAGUUUCGAUUGCAAGACGUGUCUGUAAGCCCUUCAUAUAUAGGCGAACUACGUCAAAAAGUAGGUUACGGUCCUACAGAUAUAAGAAGUUAUGUGAAAUUUAUGUGUGCACAUGUUAGCAAAUAUGUUAUCAAGACGGCCUCAUUUGCUGAUAAUGACUUUUGGGCUAAAUUGUGUGAAGGUUUAGCCUGA